UUUUUAUUCGCUUCUCUUCAUCAGCAUCCCCGAAUCUUUUUUUUUUUUUGUUACUGCCCCGUGUGUAGUGCUCACCGAAAGAGAGGACUACUGGCAACGUUUAUCAGUGUGGAUCAGCCCCUCAAGCGCAUCGUUAUCUUCUCGAAAAAGGAUAUUUCACCUCGAUUAAAUUACCUUUCUCACGUCAUGGAUCACAGAGAUUCCACCGCUUCCUUUAACAUAAGCUCCCAGUCUGCCGCCAUGUCCACAACCAACUUUAACCAUUUCAAACUCGGUGGGGACUCGCUCGACUCUUUACGAACCAUACGCGUGCCCGCGAAAGACGGCAGAACAGGCCAAGAUAUCCAACUACAGUAUACCAAUCAGAAAGUUAUUGGCAACGGCUCCUUUGGUGUCGUUUAUCAAGCUCGACUUGUACACACAGGCGAAGAAGUCGCCAUUAAAAAGGUUUUACAGGACAAACGCUUCAAGAACCGAGAGUUACAGAUUAUGCGGUUGAUCGAUCAUCCUAAUGUGUGUGCGUUGAAGGCUUAUUUUUACACUCAGGGAGAUGCCAAGAAGGAUGAGGUUUACCUGAAUCUCGUUAUGGAAUAUGUGCCGGAAACCGUGUAUCGCGCCUGUCGCCACUACGCGAAACUGAAACAAACCGUACCGAUGCUCAUGGUCAAAUUGUACAUGUAUCAAUUGUUCCGUUCCCUUGCCUACUCGCACACUCUCGGCAUCUGUCAUCGAGAUAUCAAACCACAAAACUUGCUCGUCAACCCAAAUACCGGUGUAUUAAAAUUGUGCGAUUUCGGAAGUGCAAAGAUUUUGGUCGAAGGAGAACCGAACGUGUCGUACAUCUGUUCUCGUUAUUAUCGAGCCCCUGAAUUGAUUUUUGGCGCGACAACUUACAAAUGCAGCAUCGAUAUAUGGUCGGCGGGAUGUGUCAUGGGCGAACUUUUGAUGGGUCAGCCGUUAUUCCCCGGUGAAAGUGGCAUUGACCAAUUGGUGGAAAUCAUUAAAGUGUUGGGGACACCCUCCAAGGAACAGAUCGCCACCAUGAAUCCCCAUUACACGGAGCAUAAAUUCCCUCAAAUCAAACCCCAUCCGUUCUCAAAGGUUUUCCGUUUAAAGACGCCUCCAGAAGCCAUUGAUCUGAUUUCCCAUAUUUUGGUGUACGAUCCACAAGCACGAUUAACAGCAAGUGAAGCGCUGGUGCACCCAUUCUUUGAUGAAUUACGUAACCCAGCCACGAGAAUGCCCACAGGACGAGAUCUCCCCGCAUUAUUCAAUUUCACCCAUGAAGAAUUAUCCAUUCGUCCCGAUCUCCUGCCGAAAUUGGUACCGCCUCACUGCCAUGAAGAAUUACUUUCUAGAGGCAUCGACGUCCAUAACUUUUCACCCAUACCUAUUGAAGAUCUUCGCCUUGCGUCCUUGGACUAAUAUAAAUAUUAUUUUUUUUCUACUUCUUUUCUUUUCUAUUUUUUUUUUGUUAAUAUGUACCUUCUUCUUUGUUCUCCUUUUUGCGAUCUUCUUGGUUAUCUAUCCGUAACAUUAGAAGUAUUCUUAUUUUAUGGCUAUACAUAUAUACAAUAGUAAAGAAGAAAACCCUUGUGGAUGUUCAUCGCCUUUGCUGUGAAAGGCAUCCAUCCAUCUUCAGAAAUAUAGAAAUCCCAACAUUAUUAAACUACCCUCAUCAUAUCAAAAC
Radiomyces spectabilis is the source of this 1690-nucleotide messenger RNA. Its product is annotated as kinase-like domain-containing protein. The coding region runs from base 187 to 1425 and encodes 412 amino acids. Gene Ontology annotation, biological process: signal transduction; protein phosphorylation. NCBI's taxonomy places the organism in Eukaryota, Fungi, Mucoromycota, Mucoromycetes, Mucorales, Radiomycetaceae. Gene Ontology annotation, molecular function: ATP binding; protein serine/threonine/tyrosine kinase activity; protein serine/threonine kinase activity. The record is from RefSeq and is a predicted model, not a curated record. Gene Ontology annotation, cellular component: cytoplasm. The transcript has 7 exons.